Messenger RNA from Lemur catta (Ring-tailed lemur), 2824 nucleotides. It is a transcript of the gene KDELR2, whose product is annotated as KDEL endoplasmic reticulum protein retention receptor 2. The transcript has 5 exons. Gene Ontology annotation, cellular component: membrane; cis-Golgi network; endoplasmic reticulum. The coding region runs from base 153 to 791 and encodes 212 amino acids. Gene Ontology annotation, biological process: protein retention in ER lumen; endoplasmic reticulum to Golgi vesicle-mediated transport. Gene Ontology annotation, molecular function: ER lumen protein retrieval receptor activity. The record is from RefSeq and is a predicted model, not a curated record. NCBI's taxonomy places the organism in Eukaryota, Metazoa, Chordata, Mammalia, Primates, Lemuridae.
CAGACUGCCUCGCGCGCGCGCCGGCAGUUCGGCCACGUCCCUGGCCACGUCGCGCCAGCUCUCGCCAUCUUCGCCGCUUCCUCUUAGGGACCGCAGCCGCCGCCUGAGCCGCCGAGCCCCGGGGCAGCCGCGCUGCGCCGACCGCCGCCGUCAUGAACAUCUUCCGGCUGACCGGGGACCUGUCCCACUUGGCGGCCAUUGUCAUUCUGCUGCUGAAAAUCUGGAAGACGCGCUCCUGCGCCGGUAUUUCUGGGAAAAGCCAGCUUCUGUUUGCACUGGUCUUCACAACUCGUUACCUGGAUCUUUUUACUUCAUUUAUUUCGUUAUAUAAUACAUCUAUGAAGCUUAUCUACAUUGCCUGCUCCUAUGCCACAGUAUACCUGAUCUACAUGAAAUUUAAGGCUACCUACGAUGGAAAUCACGAUACCUUCCGAGUGGAGUUUCUGGUGGUCCCUGUGGGAGGCCUCUCAUUCCUAGUCAAUCAUGAUUUUUCUCCACUUGAGAUUUUAUGGACCUUCUCCAUCUACCUUGAAUCAGUGGCUAUCCUCCCACAGCUCUUUAUGAUUAGCAAGACUGGCGAGGCCGAGACCAUCACCACCCACUACCUGUUCUUCCUGGGCCUCUAUCGAGCUUUGUAUCUUGUCAACUGGAUCUGGCGCUUCUACUUUGAGGGCUUCUUUGACCUCAUUGCUGUUGUGGCCGGCGUAGUCCAGACCAUUCUAUACUGUGACUUCUUCUACUUGUACAUUACAAAAGUACUCAAGGGAAAGAAGCUCAGUUUGCCAGCGUAAGUGCCAAAGACCAUCACCAGCAUCUGUCCUUCAGGGUGCUCGGACAGAAUUCUUACCACAGCAAAGGCAUAAGAUGCUUGAUACGGAAAAACAGAAACUUAACUCUUUUGUUGCAGAUAGUCAUCAGUGGCUCUGUAAGAACACAGAGGAAAAGAACCAGAAGGUUUCUGUUUAAUGCAUCUUGCCUUAUCUUUUUUUAUUACUAUGUACAAAGAUUUUUUUACACAAAGAAACUUAAUGCUGUAUUAAUAAAUUCAGUGUGUAGCUUCAAUUGGAAUAGUUCUAAAAGUGAAGAUUUUGUGAGGAAUAAGUGCAAACUUUUUUUUUAUUUUAAAAAAUUCUCUGACAUUGUUGAGUCUUUGUGUCUGCAAUGAAAUUGUACUCCUUGACAGUUGGUAGAUUAUAUAUUCUUCCAUCUAUCAAACUUGCAUUCCACUAUAUUUAUUUUUUGCCAAAAGAUGAGUUAUAUUUGUUUGAAAUCUGAGACACUAUGUUCAAUUCGGUAAAUCUGUUCAAAUUUACUCCUACCUGACAUGGAAAUCCUUCCUUGAACAUCAAACACUACAUUUAAGGUCGGUAAGGAUGACUUGCAAGCCUUAUGGUUUUCAUUACCAAAAUUUUAAGAUUCUGAAUGUAGAUGGAGUCUCAUUUAAGAGUCACCAAAGGUGCCUGCCCUCCUUCCCUGGUGAGACGUGUCAGUUGAGACUGUCCUGAGGGUACUGAAGAAUUCAGUGGGCAGGGGUGCUGGCCACUUGCCAUCUGAGUGUGGGGCAGGAGGGACAUUAAUGAUAUAUUUUGGAUAUAGGACUCUACUCCUCUGAGGACAUGAACACAAGUUCACUUUAAUUUACAGUAAUUUACAAAAGAUUACUACAACCAUGCCCAUGCUCAGAUUCAAACAGUUUUUCGUAUCAUUUUUGGGUAGUAAAAUGAUUUAUAAUGUUUUUUAAUUGGCAGCACCAAUUACCAUUCCUUAUAUUCUUUCUUUUUGUGUUUUUUUUGUUUUUGUUUUUUUACUGAGCUCUUGCAUGACUUACCUUGUGUUACCAUCCUAAACAAACAUUAAACACAGAAUAAACUGUCUUUUUUAUGAAUUAGGCUUUUGGAACAUCCUUUGUUGGGAUGAUUUUUUGUUUGUUUUUCAAUUGGCAACAAAAGCUCCAUAGGGCUACAAACAUUUAAAGUCCACUUCCUCUGUAAAGCUUUCUGUAUUUUGUGAAAAUAUUAGAAUUUUUUCCUCCUGAUUUUGCCAUUAUAUUGAUUUGCUACAUUUUUUGAUUUAUGCAAAAGGCUGACUUCGUUUUUAUGUGAUGCACCAUAAAUGUUAAAGUGUUGAAUACUAACAGUGCUUACUACAAGAAGGAUCUAGUAUUUUUGCUUUCUGCGUUAAAACAUCUUGUGGAGGAAGGGAGCAGGAUGGGUUUUAUUUUUAUACAGCGUGUGUCUUAACAUCUUUCCAAAUUGGCAGUGUAACUGCAUAGUUUAACCUCCCAUCUUGUCUCCCUCAUUUUACUUUUCCCCCCUUGCCUCAUGUUUAUGCUUUUGUGUGCCAGAGUAUCUUUUGUUCCAGCAUCCUAGUCUUCGUUUAGUUUCUGUGGUCUGUUUUCAUCAUCCUUGAGAGAUUCUGAGAGUGUGGAAGGGUGGAAAGUCCAGUCGCAGUAAGUCGAUCAGACUGCUUGCUGCCCAGACUGGGGGUAGGGGGGGAGGCUCACACCUGUCUUUGUGCACGUAAAGGUCAAAUGCAAGCUGGGACCGUUCAUUGAAGAGCACCAUGCGCAGAACAGGAUCUGGAACCUCAGCAUAUCGAUGGCAUCUGUAGCCAUUCUACUGAAGUAAAAAUAAAACAGGCAUAGUUGUUACCACCAUUCUCUGGUCAACCAGGAUGACAUCUUAAUAACAAGGGUGCCCGAGUUGCAGUGUGGGACUAGGCCAUAUCCUGGCCAGUUGGAAACAGAGGCCUUGUGUGACACGCCUUAUGAAGCACUGUUUCAUAGUUACUUUCACUUCCAGAAUAAAGGUUACCAGGUAAUGAA